UAAAAACCAAGAUGGCCCACGAAGCUGUAGGUUGUGCACGGGUUAAGAUUUGCUGAUUUUUGGGAUGCUUUUUACCUUUUACUAAAGCCUGUGACAUUUUAAAAAGAUUACAAACACGAUAAUUUGUCCUUUUAAUGAAUCACUGAUUGAAAUUUCAGGUGUUUUUAAAUUCAAAGAUGCGAAGAAAACACUCGACAGAGCGAGAUCGAGAUCGCUUUCUCAGUGUCUGGUUAUUUUCUGUACGGAAUGCCUGAGCCAGUGAGAUAAGCAUUCUCCUAUCUGUGAUUACAAUGCGUACGUAAAAUUAAAGGAUUCUUACAAGAGAUUUGUUUCGAAUGUGUCAAAAUGGAUUAGGCCCAUGUGUAAAAAGAAAAAUCCCUAAUACAUUUGUGUUAUGUGUAUACAUUUGUGUUAUGUGUAAUCUACGCAAGUGCAUAAUUUUGUGAAAAUUUGUGAAUGAAGCAUAAUGGAACUCAUCUGUUUUGUACAUGGAACUCCUAGUCUAUGAUAUGAGGAUGUGCUUCUCUGUGGAAUGAAAUUUGGUGCAGAAGGAUGGGACAUGGUGUUGAACGCCCAUUCUGGUGGAUUUAUCACCACACAAGAUUCCUCCUGCUCUGUCUCCUUGUAUCAGCCCUGCUCGCCGAGGCAUGCCCCCCUUUGUGUACGUGUACCACCAGAAAACCUCGGGAGGGGUCCAAAGGGAGCAAACUCAGCUCCAUGGACUCUAAAGGCCAAGGCAAGAGUGGGAGCCCUCAGCUGGGAUCUCGGGGAAGGAAGGUGGUGUGUGCUGGAAGUCUGUCUGUGAUUACUUCUGUAGCAAUGAUCAGCAGCUUACCACUUGACACUGUCAUUCUGGACCUGAGUAAGAAUGCCAUCACAGCAUUAGAGGAGGGUGGAUUUAACAGAGUGUCAUCCCUACAAAAACUGGACCUCAGCCACAACAAAAUAACAAUGAUAAAAAAGGGUGCUUUCCUGGGCUUGAAAGAACUUGUAAAAUUGGAUCUUUCACACAAUAAGAUUGGAAGCAUCUCUAGUGCCAUGUUUGAAGGUCUGAUCAACCUAGAAAAACUGAAUUUCUCCAAUAAUCGGAUUAACACUAUUCCAGAUGGAACAUUUAACAAUCUACAUGCUCUCAAGAAAAUUGAUUUCCAGUCGGACUACCUGAGAUGUGAUUGUCAUCUUCAGUGGAUUGUCAAAUGGUCCCGUGACAAAAACGUCAAAAUACAACAAUCUACCACCUGUGGUGUGCCUAAGGACCUGAAAGGAGUCUCCCUCAGAAGCCUGAAGAAAAAGGACCUUCACUGUGAUCGUCCUUUAGAGCUACCGGAGUUUGAGAUCCUCCCCAACAAGAGUCAGGUGGUGUUUGAGGGGGACAAAAUCCCCUUGAUCUGCCGGGCCUCCAUCAUCAACAGGAAGACUCGAAUGGUAUGGAUGCGCCGUGGAGAGGUGGUGUCCACUAACCGCAGUGUAGGGAUCUUUGUCAUCACAGAGAAGACGCCGGACCAGACCAUCAUGAUCCACACUCUAAUGCUUCAGCACCUGACAGAAGGGGACUCGGGGGUGUGGCAGUGUAUGGUCACCACCCCUCAGGGAAACGUCUCCACCAGCAUCAACAUCCUGGUCAUUUCUAACAAUGCAGCCACUUGUCACUCCAAAACCUCCAAAACCAAGAAGGGUGUGUACAAAUGGCCCAGGACUGUGGCGGGGGUCAUCAGUGAUCAGCCCUGUAAGAGGGGGAGGGGGAGGGCCACGCACCGCUGUAGUGAGAGCAGUCGAUGGGAGAAGCUGAACGUAGACCAGUGUGAAUAUCUGGAGGACCUGACUAGAAAACUUGAGGCAUACGCCCAUCUGAAAAAUAAGCAUAUGAACCAGUCGCAAUUUACAGGGAUAGCAGAUGAUCUGAUGAGAAUCAUUUCAGUGCCAGAGAAUUUGGAAGAUUUGACUCAUUUGAUUCUGUCCGCACAAAUUGUGGAAAAUCUGGCCAAAAACCUUCCAGAAAAGAAUCAGGUAUCAGUCAUGCUGAGGUUAGUCAAUACUCUGAUGAGGGAAGGCAGUACCAAAUUACAUGAGGCUCAACUCCAAGACAAAACCUGCUCCAGGUUAAUUGGUGCAGUUGAAGAAAUCCCCAAACAUGUGAAUGUGUCAGAUUAUACUGAGAAUAUCGUCAUGGAAACCAUCAGUCAGGACAUUGAAGAGUUCCAGGGCGUGACCUGUAUGGCGUAUUCCCAGAUUUUUAGCUGUCAACACAGAUACAUCAAUAAAACCAUUGCAGAAGAGAACUUGCUAGGAACAGUUCAUCUUCCUUCCACUCUCUUCAACACAUCAGAAGGCCCGGUGGUCCAGAACAGUUCCACCACGGCCAGACUGCAGUUCAUCCUGUACAGAAAUGACCAACUGUUCCCCUCCCUGACCCUCCAACAUGACGACCCUCGGAUCGGAUCCAAGACAGUCUCGGUGGUGUCUGCCAUCUUGUCCGUAAAUUUAUCUCCUGUGGUGGUCAACCUGUCAACUCCAAUAACCUUGACCUUCAAGGUGAAGGCUACUUCUGAAAAUCUUCUAGCCGUAUACUGGGACGCUGCUGCUAAUGGUGGGUUAGGAGACUGGAGGACUGAUGGCUGUUCUAUCAAAGGAAUUGUCAAGAACUACACCACUGUCCAAUGUCAGCAUCUCUCUAUAUUCGCUGUGAUUGAGACCUCCCCUGGGACCGAGGUCCUCUCUCUGAAGAUGUUCCAGCUGAUGCAUGUAGCGGUGUACGUAGGAAGCUGUGUGUGCCUCCUGUGUCUAAUGGCUGUCAUCAUCACUUACGUGUCCUGCUUCAGAUUUAUUAAUGUGCCCAACAAAAUGAAGCACUCUGUGAUCAACAUCAGUGUGUGUGUCCUGCUGCUCAUCAUAGGCUUUACCAUGGGAGUCAAACGCACAGAUCACCUACUAGCAUGUCAGAUCAUUGGAAUUUCCAUGCAUUAUUUAACUUUAUGUGCCAUCUUCUGGAUAACAAUCACUUCCUUCAAUAUGAUGAAGAAAUUUUCCAAGGCCAGUAAACCCCCCGCCCCACCCCCAGAUAUGCCAGGUAUGCCUUUACCCCCCAAACCAAUGAUUCGGUUUUACCUGCUGGGCUGGGGUGUUCCUACCAUUAUCUGUGGCAUCACAGCUGCUGUCAGUCUGGAUCACUACUCAGAGCCCUCAUACUGCUUCCUUGCCUGGGACCCCAGUCUUGGAGCAUUUUAUGGCCCUGUGGCUUUACUGGUGGUCUUCAAUCUUGUGUUCUUCCUGCGGAUUUCAUGUGUAAUUCAAGGAAGUACAAACAAUCUGAAUGAAUCUAAUCGGACAGAGGAUAUCAAUGAUAUCGAGCUUACUCAGAAUGGCGACAACAACAACACCGAGAUUGAGGCGCUCACUCAGACCAAUAACAACCCGAGUAACAUUGAGCCUUCUCUGGGGGACGACUCGGAGAUUAAAUCUCUGGUGUCCAGUGUGGCUGACCAGGAGAAGAGACCUCAGUCACAGCUAUAUGCAGUCAUAUCUAUCUUAAUUCUGUUUAUUUUAUUCUGGGUCUGUGGGGCAGUGGCUGUGGCAGAACCUUUUAAAUUCAUUAUUCCUAUGCAGGAGUUAAUUUUCAGUUAUCUCUAUGGAUUUACCUGUGCCAUAUUUGGAAUAUUUAUGUUGUGCUAUUUUUGUUUGUCAAGGAAGGAUUCAUGUUCUAGUUGGAAAAGAUUUUUUCUUUGUGAGAAACAUCCUUUGUAUGAUUUAAACUACCAGGCAGCCGCCAAUCACAGUGCAUUAAGUAAUGGUCAUGUGAUGCAGGAAAAUGGAAACUUAGAUCCUGAUGUGAAAUCAUACAACAUAACACAUGAGAUGCCCACUGACAGUGUAAAGCAAUCCAAUAUCAAUCUAGUCCCUGCCAAUUCUAGUUCUUUUAUUGAAGAUUCAGUUAAUAAUGGUGCUCAUGACAGUAAUAUUAAAGUAUUCUAUAACCCAAGACAAAAUGGCGUGGCUAAAAAGUUUUGGGAAAAACAGAGACAUAAUUCCCGUUACAUCAGCAGGGACGCAACCAAAGAAUUCAAUGGAAGUAUCACAUCUUUUUCGGGAUCGGAAGCCAAUAAUCGUCAGCAGACAAGUGGUAAUCUUAGUGAUGGAAAAUCUCACCUUAGUAUUGAAAUUCAGAUUCAAUCUAAAGGAGUACUGAACCAUCCACAGAAUGGGAAAUCACCUCUUCCUCCACCAUUCAGUAAUGCUAUGGUGGUCCCUCACAGCGGAGUGCCUGGGCACCUCACACCAGUGUUCUCUAUGGUUCCACCAAAUAAGACCAAUAUAACUGGAGGAUCAGGAUCUGUUAAUGCUACGAGCCCGUGCUGUAGCACUGUGUCCUAUUGUGAUUCACACACUGUGUCCCAACAUACAAGGUCACCUAGUUCAUGUUCUCUGGGGUCAAGGUCACAUCCAAGUGCCUUCACUCCUGUGACUCCCAGGAAUAACACUUUACCUAAACCUCAUAAGACCUCAGAUGGCAACAUCCCACAGUUACCCCCCUCUUACAAUGAUUUGAUAAAAAAUGGAUCCCUGUCAAGAAUACGUGACUUUGAUGGACAGAGCCAAGUGGGUGACUCUCGUUGUCAGAGUCCAAGGGUUCAAGGUUUACACAGUGAACCUCAUCUAAUAUACCCCCCUCCUGGGCCCCUCAGUACUCAGGAAGGCUGUACAUAUACACAGUAUGGAUCAGUGGAUGAUCAUAUUACGUGUGAACCACAGCGUUCUCAGAGAGCUCGUUCACAUUCUGGUGGAUAUAGUUCUGAUGCUGGUGCAAAAAAUCUCCGGAAAAAGGAGAGUUUUAUUCAAGAAGUACAGCAGAGGGUUCCAAAUAUGGAGCCUCUUAUGAUCAUUCAGUGUCGUUCACCAACAAAUCAGCUGAAUCAAUCACAAAACAGUAACUCACGAUCUUCUAUGCAUCAGUCGAACCAAAUCCAAAAUAGCAAUUGUCGGUCACCUGUUUGUCAACUAAACCAAUCACAAAAUGGUACUUACUUGAGUCCAAAUAUGAAUGUUGGAAAACAGAGUAAACUUUAUACACCUGACAGUGAUAGUGGUAUAAAUUACAAGAAAACUCCCGACUCAGAUCAUAACUCGGAGCCGAGCAGCUCUCGUCAUCACCGAAGGUCACAUGACCACCGGGGUAACUCACGUCAAGCACGGGGAAAUCCAAGGACAAAGUUUGAGUGGGACAAGGGUAUUAGUAAAGCCAAGUCAGUUCCUUAUGCAUAUGUGAAUCAUAAAUAUGCAGAGAGGGUCAGAAAGAAGCUGAACAACCAAACCCCAAUGGAGGCCAAGAAUGACUGGGGUUCCCCUAGUCUGGAUGAGGAUAGCACGUCCUCGUCAGGAAACGAGGCCUGCUUUGAUCACAAUGUGUGGGUGCUACAAAACCAAAGGAAGCUUAAACGCAAGAAAGAAACAAGUGUAUAACUGUGUAUAUUUAUCAGUAACUUAUUGUGACAAUGUAUUUAACUUACUUAUCAGUGCAAUUCCAGUAUUGUCUUUUUUUACCUUGAUGUAGACUUCAUGUUUUCAGUCACAAGAUCAAUAUAAGAUAUUUUUUGUGUUUCAGUUGUGAAACACAAGGCCAAAAUUUUAUCCAGUUUUGAUACAAGUAUGUCGUAUUGAAUAUCUUAAAAAUUGUGGAUAAAUGUAUUUUUAUUCAACAAAUUACAUAGUUAAAUCUUAUUUGUACAUUUGAUAAUCUAUUUAUUUUUUUGAAUAUUGAGAUUUUUUCUGUAGCUAUUAUAUUUAAAUUGUGCAUGUACACCUAAGGAGACUGUUUUAUACUUUCUUUUAUACAUGUAUUUAUGAGGUUGUGUGUCUACUAAUUUGAAAGGUUGAUCAAAUUUUUAGAAUACAUGUACUUGCAGGCUAAUUCACAUAUCCAUUAUUCUAAAAAUGGGACAUUGUUAUUCAAAUUUUUUAGAUGGAAUAAACUCUGAGAAUAUAAACAUGUGAAUAAAAAAUGAACUAAUAUUAGGUUUUGAAUACGUAAACAUCAUUUGGGAUGAUUAAAUGUGAACAAAUUCAAUGAUAAAUGGAAUCAAUGAUAAUAAAUGUAUUUUAGGCAUUAGGUUUGUAGUAUAAGAAGCCACAUGAGCUUAGAGACUUUAUCAGACAAGAGUAUCAUUUUCAGUCCAUUUUUCUUGGCAUUAUUUUUAUUAGCUGAAUCUGGGUGCUGACAUCAAUGUAUUUACAUAGAGUACAUACAUAAUUAUUAUUAUGUGUUAUUUAUUUACCAUUUUAUAUACAUGUCCAUGUUAUAUGUUAAUGAUCUUCAGACUGAACUUUGUAGUUUUGUAUUUGUUCCCCUUUAAAUGUGAUUGUAAAUACAUGUGUAUUUUAAACAAAUAAAAAGCCC
Molecule: messenger RNA, 6388 nt
Organism: Saccostrea cuccullata (small rock oyster)
Lineage: Eukaryota; Metazoa; Mollusca; Bivalvia; Ostreida; Ostreidae
Product: adhesion G protein-coupled receptor A3-like
Exons: 17
Coding region: 553-5454 (1633 amino acids)
Biological process (GO): cell surface receptor signaling pathway; G protein-coupled receptor signaling pathway
Cellular component (GO): plasma membrane
Molecular function (GO): protein binding; G protein-coupled receptor activity
Source: RefSeq, a predicted model, not a curated record